This is a messenger RNA of Struthio camelus australis, 8179 nucleotides long. Lineage: Eukaryota; Metazoa; Chordata; Aves; Struthioniformes; Struthionidae. The record is from RefSeq and is a predicted model, not a curated record.
UGAAGAGUUGAGCAGAAUUUGACAAUGGAGGCAAAAUCCAUAGCCGUCGUAGUGGAGGGGAUGACCUGCAAUUCUUGCGUUCAAACUAUUGAACAACACGUUGGGAAAAUGAAUGGCGUCCAUAACGUUAAAGUAUCUCUGGAGGAAAAGAAUGCAGUUAUCAUUUAUGACUCAAAACUACAGACUCCAGGGACUCUGCAGGAAGCAAUACACGACAUGGGAUUUGAUGCUACGUUGGCUGAUUCAAACCCACAACCUGUUUUACCUGACACUAUUUUUCUUACUAUUCCUACUCAGUCAACUUUAACAUCUAAACAGAUUCGUAGUACGCUACUGAAAAACAAAGGUAUUCUGGAUGUUAAAAUGUCCUCUGACCAAAAAACUGCAGUGGUGACUUUCAUUUCUUCCGUUGUAAGUGGCAAGCAGAUUAUCCAAAUGAUCCCAGGAGUAGAUUUAGGCGUUUCAGCACCAGAGGUAACUCCUGGAACUUGUGAAGAUGCCAGCUGGUCUCAAGCUAGCAGUGCUGUGCUGCGCCUGAAAGUGGAGGGGAUGACCUGUCAUUCCUGCACCAGCACCAUUGAAGGGAAGAUUGGCAAAUUGCAAGGAAUUCAGCGGAUUAAAGUGUCCCUGGACAAUCAGGAAGCUGUUGUCGUGUAUCAGCCUCAUCUCAUUACAGCGGAAGAAAUAAAACAUCAAAUUGAAGCUGCGGGUUUCACAGCAUCUUUCAAAAAGCAGCCCAGACCUCUCAAGCUCAGUGCUAUUGACCUGGAAAGGUUGAAGAACGCUCAAACCAAAGGCUCUGAAACAAUACUGAGAGAAAACUCAAAGAAUGCAAAUGAUACAGAGACCAUUGUCUUCAGAGUUGAUGGCAUGCAUUGCAAUUCAUGUGUCCUCAAUAUUCAGAGUACUAUAUCAGCACUCCCAUCAGUAACAAAUAUAGUUGUUUCGUUAGAGAAGAAAUCUGCUAUUAUAAGCUACAACCCAAACUUAAUUAGCGUAGAUGUACUGAGAAAAGCCGUAGAGGCAGUGUCCCCAGAGACGUUCAAAGUCAGCCUUCCUGAUGAGUAUGAGGACACAGCGGUUUUCAGCACACUGGCAUCUCCAAUGAAAUCGCUUCCUGUCGACUUAAAGGAUGCUAGUCAGCCCCUUACUCAAGUUGUUGUGAUAAAUAUUGAAGGAAUGACUUGUAACUCUUGUGUGCAGGCUAUUGAGGGAGUCAUAUCCCAAAAGACAGGUGUAAAAUCAAUACGUGUUUCUCUUUCAAAUCAUAAUGGGACUAUAGAAUAUGACCCCCUGCAGACAUGCCCAGAAGAUUUGCGAUUCUCAAUAGAAGAUAUGGGAUUUGAUGCUUCUUUAUCAGUCUUUUCUCCAGCAAAGACAGAACUCCCUGUGGUGAUAACUCGACUUUUGCCCGAAGUGCAGCUGGAAUCUCACAGAACAGAGCCUCCCUCCAAAGCAUCACCGCUCCACAUCGCUAAACACGAGACAAAGACUAUUUCCAAGUGCUACGUCCAAGUCACAGGCAUGACGUGCGCUUCAUGCGUAGCAAACAUUGAGAGAAAUUUGAGAAGAGAAGAUGGAAUACAUUCAAUACUUGUGGCCCUAAUGGCAGGAAAGGCAGAAGUGAGGUAUAAUCCUGCUAUCAUACACCCAUCAGCUAUUGCAGAGCUAAUACGGGAACUGGGAUUUGGAGCUACAGUGAUGGAAAACUAUGAUGAAGGAGAUGGAAUUCUGGAACUUGUUGUGAGAGGAAUGACGUGCGCUUCUUGCGUGCAUAAAAUAGAAUCCACCCUCAUGAAGACUAAUGGUGUGUUAUACUGCUCAGUAGCUCUUGCAACUAAUAAAGCACACAUUAAAUAUGAUCCUGAGAUUAUAGGUCCUCGAGAUAUCAUACAAAUGAUAAAGGAUUUAGGUUUCACUACUUCUUUAGUCAAAAAAGAUAGAUCUGCUAGUCAUCUAGACCACAAACAGGAAAUAAGGCAGUGGAGAAGGUCAUUUCUUGUCAGUCUGGUUUUCUGUAUUCCUGUCAUGGGGCUGAUGAUUUACAUGAUGAUUAUGGACAGUCAGCUUGCAGAUGCUCACGCGCAUCACAACAUGAGCGCUGCGGAAAUGGAGACCCUUCACUCCUCUAUGUUCCUGGAGCGCCAGCUCCUGCCAGGAUUAUCUGUCAUGAAUUUUCUGUCAUUUUUACUCUGUGUCCCUGUACAGAUGUUUGGAGGCUGGCACUUCUAUAUUCAAGCGUACAAAGCACUGAAGCACAAAACUGCAAACAUGGACGUGCUUAUUGUUUUGGCAACUUCCAUUGCGUUUGUCUACUCGUUCGUUAUUCUCCUGGUUGCCAUGGCCGAGAAAGCAAAAGUAAACCCUGUGACUUUCUUUGACACACCUCCCAUGCUAUUUGUGUUCAUCUCAUUAGGCCGGUGGCUAGAGCAUGUUGCAAAGGGUAAAACAUCAGAGGCACUCGCAAGACUGAUUUCAUUACAAGCUACCGAAGCAACUAUUGUUACCUUGGGCCCUGAUAACAUUCUCUUAAGUGAAGAGCAAGUUGAUGUUGAACUGGUUCAACGAGGUGAUAUUGUCAAAGUGAUUCCAGGAGGCAAAUUCCCAGUGGAUGGCCGUGUUAUUGAAGGGCACUCUAUGGUAGACGAAUCCCUCAUCACAGGUGAAGCAAUGCCUGUGACUAAAAAACCUGGCAAUACAGUCAUUGCAGGUUCCAUUAAUCAGAAUGGGUCGCUGCUGAUUUCAGCAACCCACGUUGGAGCUGAUACAACUCUAUCCCAGAUUGUCAAGCUUGUGGAGGAGGCCCAAACCUCAAAGGCUCCUAUCCAGCAAUUUGCAGACAAGCUUAGUGGCUAUUUUGUUCCUUCUAUUGUGGCUGUCUCUGUGGUUACCCUUUUUGCCUGGAUUAUAAUUGGAUUUGUGGAUUUUGAAAUAGUAGAAAAAUACUUUCUGGGUUACAAUAAAAGUAUUUCUGCAGCUGAAGUGAUAAUCCGCUUUGCUUUCCAAGCCUCUAUCACAGUCUUGUGUAUUGCAUGUCCCUGUUCUCUGGGAUUAGCAACCCCAACGGCUGUGAUGGUGGGUACUGGAGUAGGAGCUCAGAAUGGCAUACUGAUCAAAGGAGGAGAGCCUCUAGAGAUGGCACAUAAGGUAAAGGUGGUUGUAUUUGACAAAACAGGUACAAUUACUCAUGGGACGCCAGAAGUGAUGCAGGUGAAGUUUCUAGUGGAGAGUAACCGAAUACCGCAUAAUAAAAUGCUGGCGAUUGUGGGGACCGCAGAAAGUAAUAGUGAACACCCUCUUGGAGUAGCAAUAACAAAAUACUGCAAAAAGGAGCUGGACUCAGAAACUCUAGGGACAUGUACAGAUUUUCAGGUCGUUCCAGGAUGUGGCAUUAGCUGUAAAGUCAUCAAUAUUGAAGCAUUACUCUACCGGAAGAAUAAAAUGAUUGAAGAAAACAAUAUUAAAAAUGUGACACUUGUGAAAAUUGAGGAAAACGCUGAGGAAUCAAUGCAGCCUGCUUUGAUUAUUGAUGCUGAACUACCAACUACUUUGACUUCUCAAAAAUACUCUGUUCUCAUUGGGAACCGGGAAUGGAUGAAUAGAAAUGGCCUCGUUGUUAAAAGUGAAGUAGAUAAAGCCAUGAUUGAACACGAACGGAGAGGUCGCACAGCAGUUCUGGCAGCUAUUGAUGGGGUGCUCUGUGGCUUGAUAGCUAUUGCUGAUACUGUGAAACCAGAAGCUGAGCUGGCUGUCUACACUUUGAAGAGUAUGGGAUUAGAAGUUGUCCUAAUGACUGGUGACAACAGCAAAACAGCAAGAUCUAUUGCCUCUCAGGUUGGCAUCACCAAAGUGUUUGCAGAGGUUCUUCCCUCCCACAAAGUAGCCAAAGUGAAACAGUUACAGGACGAAGGAAAACGAGUGGCCAUGGUUGGAGAUGGUAUCAAUGACUCCCCAGCCCUUGCUAUGGCCAAUGUGGGAAUUGCUAUUGGCACAGGCACUGAUGUAGCCAUUGAGGCAGCUGAUGUGGUUCUAAUUAAGGACGACUUGAUGGAUGUGGUAGCGAGUAUAGAUUUAUCAAGGAAGACUGUCAAAAGGAUCCGGAUCAACUUUGUCUUUGCUCUAAUUUAUAAUCUUAUUGGAGUUCCCAUAGCUGCUGGGGUCUUUCUGCCCAUUGGUUUGGUUCUGCAGCCCUGGAUGGGAUCUGCAGCAAUGGCUGCCUCCUCUGUUUCUGUUGUGCUUUCUUCUCUGCUAUUAAAGAUGUACCAGAAACCAAGUUCUGAGAAACUUGAGUUCCGGGCCCGUGGCCAAAUAAGACAGAAGAGUCCAUCAGAAAUUAGUGUCCAUAUUGGAAUUGAUGAAACUGGGACAGGCUCUCCUAAACUGAGCUUAAUGGAUCGAAUCAUCAACUACAGCAGAGCCUCUAUAAAUUCUCUCUUUUCAGACAAGCGUUCAGUGAACAGCAUAGUUCUUAAUGAACCAGACAAGCAUUCACUUCUGGUGGGAGAUUUUGGAGAAGAUGAUGACACAGCGUUAUGAGAGACUUGAAGGAGAAAAAAGGAGGAAAAAAAAAAAGAACAACUGAACAGCUGUCUAGAAGUCUGCACAUGCACUGAUUAUUUCUGGAGGUCUGGAUUUACAGAUGGUUUUUCUAACUUUCUGGGGUGUAAUCUCAUCUUUAUAGAUAUUUCAUUUUUAAUGUUGAAGAUGAGCUUAUUUUCAGUGACCUUACAGUAUUUUUUUUUUUUAAACUAAAUGAAAAAGGGGCAAUGGCUGCUAAUGCUUGCAGACAAAGCUGUGUUAUCAUGCCAUGGAGCUUGUAGUACUACGUUUUUUGGCAAAAUACCAAAAUACAGUUAGGGAAAUUAAGGAACCGGAAGUUCAUUUUUCAGCUUUGCAACAGGCUGCUUCUUCCACAGUUAAGUUUAAUACUGUAUUUAAAAUGUAUAAAUUACUGUAUCUGUAAAAUACUGAAAGUUCUGUGUUUGCAAGUAGAUGUGCCUUACUUCAAAACUUCCAGGAUCGCUCUUGGUUUCCACCCCUUUUACCUCCUCUCUUUUCUUCUGUAAACAUCUGGUUCCAGCUUUUCACACUCCUAGCUUCAAAACCUCUCAUCUGCAAUCUGGAUUCCUGCUAGGCAGAAAUUACUGAGAGGAUUUGGGUUUGCUUCCUAACGUCAUAUCCCCAUUUAGCAAUAUGUACCCAUGCCCCCAUACACUCCUGCUGCUGCAAUUGUCUGCUUGAAGGUUGAAUGGGGAGAUCUGCUCUUUCGCGGUCUCUCCGAAGCCAAAAACUCUUGCAGCAUCUGACUAUGAUAUGAAUGUGAUAGGCUAUUAGCUGAAAUAUUUGGGUUUUUGAAAGGUAUCAAUGUUUAAAGUAGUUAGCACCCACUGCCAGAAUUUAAAAGCACUCCUUAAAUGAAUCAAAUUGGUUUGGACUGGGGUCACACAAGCUACCUUUGGAGUCUCCACAGUUGAGUAUCUGUAGGUAUCUGACAUCAUCAAAGAAUCUGUUAUAUCUCUUAGAUAUAACACCAAUGUCAGUUGCUUGUAAAGAUAUGUUAAGUGUCCAUAUACCAGGAGUGGUCCAGAAUCCACCCCAUAGAUCUAAACCUCCGUAGUUUGGGAUGCUCAGAUCCAGACUUUGUGAAAUAAGCCUGACUUCAUUUGCUACAGAGCCGAAUUCUCAAAACGUGGGUUUUGAUCGAUAAAUCAUGAUGAUUAAAAAUAUUCUCAAUGAGAAACAAAGUUGGUGUUCAUCACCCUGUAGCUACCUAUUUGUUACUUUGGAAACCUUGUCCUUUAAAUCCAUUGCUGUGACAGUCUAAAGCAGUUACUAGGUUUAAUAAUGUUGAACUACAUCAUGAAGUAUCAUCCAUGGUAUGAACAGGUAACUCCUGUUUGUGUUUGAGAAGUAUCUAGUUCAGAGUAAGAUGAAGAGAUCUCUGGAAUGUUCUGUGUUUUAGCUUGAAGACUGAUGUCAAUGCAUAGAUCACAUAUGCAAAAAAGUCAUAAAUAGCUUUUACAUUUUGUUUGAGAGCUACCAGGGAGAAUACAGUAUCUGAAGACAGAAGAGUUGUGCUGUGGAAUAUAUUGUUAGUAAAUCAUACUAACUUGUCAUAGGCUUGUCAUAUUCCAAUGAGGAGAAUAACGUAUAACUUGUAAUUGUUGCAUUGUUAAGAAACAAUGCAUUUCUGUGGCAGUUUAGGUACUUAAUAUUGUUAAGUGAAUAUACUUUUUUAUCUUUUGAUUAUAGCUGCAUGUAUCUAUUGCAGUGUUAAGAAAUGCUGAGAUACGCUACUGCAAAGCCAUUCCAUAAGGUGAUGCUCUCAAUGAUUGACAACAAAGCUGUUUCCUGCAAAAAGAUAACUACCUAGAAACCAACAGAAUAUUAUCAAACAACUUUUAGUGCUUCAGGACUGUGUAAACUGCUUCCAAAAGAUUUCAGCUUGCUUGUUUAUCCACGCUUGUUCUCUGUGUUGUUCUUGGCAAGGUGCUGCAGAUGAAGCAGGAAGUCUUCUGCAUUUUAAUCUGGAUUGUGCUGACAACUGGCUGUCUUAAUUACACAGUGAAGAUGUAAGGCAGAUACUAACAUGUUUACGGAUGAGAGUAUCCCUAUUGCAGGUGCUGGUCCAACCCAUGGUUAUGAUACGUAUGGCAUGUAAACGACUUCAAGGUCUUACUGCAGGAAACAGAGUUAGUAAUUUAGGGUUAAAUUCCUGGUUGGUACCUGGAACGGUGAGAAGAACUUAUUUAAUUCUUCCCAUAUAUAUUUUUAUAGCACUUAAAGCUAGAAGCCUAAGUUGUAUGUAGGUUGGAUGCUUACAGUAGGAGUGCUGGCUGUAUCUCCAACUUUUUCCCAAUGCAGAAGCUCCUUUCUAAGGAGCUAUCUGUUUCCUCUUAAUAUGAAACCCAGCAUUUGAUCCAGUUACAGCAAAAUAAGACUGCUUUUCAAAACUGAGAUACUUCAGACAGGUGCGGAGAUGAUCACGGAGGGAGGAAAUAAGGAGGAAUGCAACGGGUGGCCGAGAGGGCACAGGAUAGCUACUUGUAAAUUUAGUCAGAGGAGCAAACUCGGAAGAAAUAAGAUAACGACCAGUGUUAGCCCAAGAAUGAAUGGAUGGCAGUGCUAACUUUAGGCUUUAAUUGUGAUGAAGCUUUUUAACUAAAACAGCUGUGAGGCUCUGAGACGGCUUCCAUUAGAAACUGUAUCGGUGGAAACAGAACUGCUGUCAAGUUAAUUCCCUAGAAGAGGAUGGUGUGAAGGGACGCCUGUGAGCAGCAGUUGCCAGGAUUUGCUGUCCCAGGCAGUCCCUUCCAAUCCCGUUUUCCUCUUAGGUGUCUGAAAAUGUCUUUGAACUUGAAUUCAUACACAGUGCAUUUAAGUAUUCAGUAUUGUAUAGCUGAUCAAGGAAACCCGAGUCCAGAUCUUUGAAAACAGGUUGUCAUCCCCUGUCCCCCAGUAAAUGUGUAAUAUUGACUUACAGAAUGUUUAUCUUGUGAUUGAAAUAGUUUAUAAGGUGCUUUAAGUUGAAGAACCAAAAUAUUUUUUUCAGUCUGAAUGUACAAUGCAAGUGAAAUAAUGUGAGAGGCAAAUGUUUUCCCAAAUGUAAAUGUUUUAAUAUGUAAAUAUUUUAAUCCUGUUGGAGGCAACUUGAAAUCAGGAGUUUAAAAUGUCACUUGGAAAUACACAGUUACAAAUGAAAUUAUGUAUUACUAGUUUGUCUAUGUUGUUGUUUUCUAUGACUAGCUAUUUAUAAAAACUGUGCUUUAUUUAAAAAUGAAACAGUACAUAUGCUCAAGGCUUUAAAAAUCACUUUUUGAAUCUUUAUUAAUAACCUUUUAAAAGAGUAGGCACUUAAUUUUAUACAAAAAAGAAUGUGAAACUUGCAAAACACAAUGGGAGCAAGCAAGCCAUUUUAUUUAUUUACAGUGCAAAUAGUGUUUAUUUCCUUGCUCAAAAUGGAAGUUCCAACCAAAUAUUUUAAAUUUGUAAGUUUUCUGGUUUUGAUUCCUUAUGGAGGAAGGAGAGAGAAGUGAAUGCUAUUAUGGCAAGCUAAUGUUUAGUGCUGUUACAUUUCUUUACAUAAACAUGCAGUUUCACACUUCCUAUUCUGUUAAGACUGUGCCUCCAUUAUCCUAAUGGUAAUUAUAAACUAUAUAAUAAAGAUGUAACAUCCAAA